UGAUUUUCUGUGCUUGUAUGAACAAUACUCCGCGAGACCGUGGCGUGAACGAUGUACACGCUUGCGGACUUAUUAUUAUUAUUUUUUUAACUCUUUGGUUACUGACUCAUUGUGGAUAUUGAGCCAAAACUACCGGAUACGGUGAUUGACAGAGCCGAAAGCCUUGGCCAGGUCAAUGAAGACGGCUGCACAGUACUGUCUUUAAUCAAUGGCGGUUAUGAUAUCUCUGGAGAGACCUGAAAAUAGAUGUCCAGCGAAGUUCCCCAUCCAACCUUAGAGCUUGAGAGGAUCUGCAGAAAAGAAUGGGAAACUCCCCAAAUACAGGACUGUGAUAUGGACUUGUGAGGAAUGAGAUGGCAAAACCUUAUGGAUGUCUUGUUGCAUUACAAAAGCAUUGAUGGCAGCUUGAAAAUCUUAGUGGACAAAACAGAAAAGGCCUUGGAGGACUUCCCCUGUCGUGUUUUGCCUAUAUUUACACCAUGGUUCCCACCUGAAAGUGACAAAUUGCUGCCAAUUAGACCCUUAAAGUCACCGCCGAUAAUUUCUCUGGAAGAUUUGGAAAAUAUCCAAACACAUCUGCAGUCUGCUGAGCCAUUACUAACAUCCCAUCCCUGUGCUGAAAGCAUUCAGAACUUGGCUCUAACCAGUUUGGGGAGUUCCACCUUGCAUGUACAGGCAUGCUCUGAGAUUGGAACAUCAGCACAGCAUAAAGAUACUCUCCAUAGUGAGAGGGAAGUGAAAAGAUCAUGGAGUGUUUUUUCACAGAGAGGUUUAUACAUUCACAACACUCAAACAUUCUCCAAACAAUUCCACAAGGUUGUUUGGAGGCACGGACUUCACAUGCGCCAGAGAGCAAAAUGGGUUAUUGACAAACUGAACUUUGUCACUGGAGACAUAGAACAUACAUGGAGAGGACUGAACCGGGCCAUCAGGAACUCCAUGCUUCCAACUUGCAAUGCCAACAUUCAGAGGGAUCUGACACAAAUCUGUGUGUUCUGCGAUGUAUUAUACUGUGAAUAUGUUGGAAAUUAUUUAAAGGAAGAAUUUCAAGUCACUGGACAGAUCACUUUAUUUGUUCAUAGACUUGGAGACAUUUUCACUUUAUAGAAAUUAGUGAUUGUCAGAAUUUGAUCCGUGUGUCACUGCCAUCUAUUUUGUUAACUGUAGUAGGUAGGUUUCCAUUGACUCAGGUGUAUUCGAUUUUAAAGCAAUGUCGCAAAAAAAAUUCUGAGACGUGUGUAAUUGAAACAGCAGAUAGGAGACAUUUUUUAAAGAUCAACAACAUUUUUCUCCAUUUGACAGGGGUGGAUUAUUCUUCUGUCAAACUUUUGAUAUUGCGGAAAAUGAUGCUGGAAACUUUUUCGAAUAAAUUAGGAUUGCCAAAUCAUUUGGAAGGUAUGCAGAGAACUUGAUGCAGAGAACACCACAUAACUAUAAAGCUCCACUCCUCAAUUGAAUUCUAAAUGCCUACAUCUUGCAAAAUAAACAUAAUUCAACUAUAAAAA
Molecule: messenger RNA, 1505 nt
Organism: Oncorhynchus mykiss (rainbow trout)
Lineage: Eukaryota; Metazoa; Chordata; Actinopteri; Salmoniformes; Salmonidae
Source: RefSeq, a predicted model, not a curated record